UUUCAGGCUAAGCUCUUUCGUGCUGCGUGUAUUUAUGCGCCUAAUCGGAACCCUGCUCGGGACACUUUCUUUUUGGACGUGGAGGUGCGUGUUGAUCCUUCAGUCCCUACUUUACUCUGUGGUGAUUUUAACGCUGUUUUUGACCGCCUUUUGGACCGAGUUGGUUCGGAUCCUUUUGAUACUGCUCGUGAGAGCUCAGUUGCACUUUCGCGCCUCUUUUCGUCCUGUUGUGUUCUUGACAUUUGGCGCUACCUGCAUCCGUCUUCAAACAGUUUCACCUGGUCGAGAUGGAAUGGCCUUGUUUCCUCUCGUAUUGAUCUUUUUGGGGUACCUUUUUCUUGGGUUUCGUCUGUUGCUGCCCGUGAUAUUCUCCCUUUUCCUUUUUCUGAUCACUGUGCUGUUCAUCUCUCUGUCUCUGUCCCUGAGGCCAUUACCUCUGGGCCUGGUCUCUGGAAGUUAAAUUUGUCUGUUCUUGAUGACCCUGAGUAUGUGUCUCUUAUUACUGGUUUUUGGUCUUUCUGGCGCACGAGAAUCUUUAGUUUUUCUUCUUUGGACCGCUGGUGGGACGAGGGGAAGCUUGAAGUCAGACGCCUGUCUAUUGAUUUUUGCAAAAGGCGUGCAGCUGUCAAGCGGAUGGAAAGGGACCUCCUUACACGUCUUGCUGAUUUAUUGAAACAAUGCAUUGAUGCUGGGGCAAUGUUUUGUCUUGGGCCAUACCAGACAGUCUUGUCCAAUUUAGCCAAGUUAGACUUGGAUGCUGCCCGUAGUGCUCAGAUCCGUAGUCGCACUCGCUGGGUUGAGGAAGGUGAAUCCUCCUCCUCCUAUUUCUUCCGUCUUGUUAAAAAACAGAGUGCUGAUCGUCUGGUUUCAGCUUUGCGGUUGCCUGAUGGUUCUAUUGUCAAUUCUUCUCAGGAUCUUGUAGAUUGUUUUGCAGAUUUUUAUUCCUCGCUUUUUUCUGCUGAUGAGGUCGACCUGCUUGCUCAGCGUGAACUUUUGUCCAAUGUCUCAGCGCGGUUGUCUGCUGAGCAGUCUGCGUCUUGUGAUGGGGAGUUGUCAGUUGAGGAAUGCCUUUCGGCUCUCAAAGGUAUGGCCCACCGGAAAGCCCCUGGCAAUGAUGGAUUGCCUAUGGAAUUUUAUGUCAAGUUUUGGGACGUUUUGGGUUCUGAUCUGGUGAGGGUCCUUAACUUUUGUUUUAGGAAUAACAGGCUUUCCAAGUCUCAGCGUAGGGGUGUGAUCUCGUUGUCGUUCAAGAAGGGGGAUAGAUUGGACCCUAAAAACUGGCGGCCAAUCUCUUUGCUGAAUGUGGACUACAAGAUCGCGUCUCGGGCAAUUGCUGGCCGCCUCUUAAAGAUUUUGCAUGUAGUUGUUGAUAAGGACCAAACGUGUGGCGUUCCUGGUCGGUUUAUUGGAGAGAACGUUGCUUAUCUGCGCGAUAUCGUUGAUUACGCUUCCCUGACGGGAGUCCCGUGUGCAAUCCUUUCUCUGGAUCAAGAAAAAGCGUUUGAUCGUGUAGACUGGGGUUUUAUGAGUGACACUCUGGCAACGAUGGGUUUUGGCCCUUCUUUCAUUGGUUGGAUCGACCUUUUCUAUAGAGGCUCGCAGAGUGCUGUCAACGUCAAUGGCCACGUCUUCCUAUUUUUCUUUGUCGCGUGGGGUUCGUCAGGGCUGUCCUCUGUCGCCCCUUCUCUACGUUAUGGUGGCCGAGGUCUUGGCUUGUAACAUUCGUUGUCAUCCCGAUAUUUCUGGCCUGAUCUUACCGGGUUCUUCAGUCUCUCUGCCUCCUCUUUCGCAGUAUGCUGACGAUACCUCGGUGGUGGUUGUGUCUAAUGCUGCCAUAACUGCGACUUUUGAUGUUUAUGACCUUUAUGAGCGGGGCUCUGAAGCGAAAUUAAACCUGUCGAAGUGUAAGGGCUUGUGGCUUGGCUCUUGGAACGGUCGGACCGAUGUGCCUGUGGCUAUUGAGUGGUGUUCUGGUAAGAUUAAGGUUCUUGGCGCCUUUCUGGGCCCGUUUGCAACUGAAGAGGAUAACUGGCGCCCUCGUAUUGUUGCUGUUCAAAAUGUGUUGUUGUCGUGGCGUCAGCGAUCUCUGUCUUUUUGUGGAAAGGCUCUUGUGAUCAAUGCGUUGGCCCUUUCGAGGAUCUGGUACGUUGCAUCGGUGGUUCACAUGUCUUCUUGGGUUCUGCGUGAACUGAACCACUCGGUGUUCCAGUUUUUCUAUAAUGGUAAACCAGAUCUUGUCACACGCGAUGUCAUUGCUCAGCCGCCCUCUUGUGGUGGCUUUUCUGUUGUCAAUGUCCAGCUGAAGGUCUGGGCUUUGCUGCUGCAGUGGGUGAGGCGUCUCUCACUUUCCCCUGCUUCGUGGGUCUCUCUUUUCUCUUUUUGGUGUAAUCAGGGCUUUAGUGCUUCUCCUGUUCAGAUUCUGUCCAAUCCGCUUCAGUUCCCUGGAACUGGUGGGCUGCCUGGUUUUUACUUAGCCCUCUUGACUGCUUGGAGGUCUGCCAAUGGUGUCUUCUUACCCAAUCGUGGCUCGCUUUGUGUGGGUAGUGGUUUGACGGUAAUGCCGGUGACCUCGUUGUCGACUAAGUCUGCUUAUUUGAUGCUCUUGUCUGAUCGUUCGGCCAUUCCCCAUUGUGUAGUGAAGUUUUUUAUCACCUUUGUUCUUUAUACUGGUCUGCUACCUGGCGUCAGCUUUUUUUCUUUGACAUGGACCGUCAGGUUAUUGACCUGUCCUGGAAAGUGGCACAUGGUGUCUUGUAUACGGCUGACCGUUUGUCAUCUUUUGGCUAUGCCAUUCCCACGGCCUGCUUCUGUGGCCAUCCGUUGGAGACUUUGGAUCAUUUGUUUUUCUCUUGUCCUCUGGCUGAUAGUGUCCUUUCUUGAUUGUCUUCUCUGCUUUUUCUUUCCUCGCCAUCCUUUGGUUCUAUCCUUCUCCGUCAUGUUCGGUUUGGUUUCUCGGAGGACCAGCUCCUUUGUGUCCCUCGCUUCUUUGUUUACGCUCUUAAUGUCUGCAAAUUCUCCAUCUGGGUGGCCCGGAAUGAUUUCCGGUUUCGUAAUGUUCGUCCGGGUGCCGUUGCUGUCUUGGAGCGGGUAAAGUCUCGUCUCCGGUUUCACUUACCCUUGUUCUUCCGCCGUUUUAAGUCUUCCCGUCGCAAACGGUAUUUUGCUAGGCAGUGGUGUGCCAAUGGUGUUGUUGGCUCGGUCCGUGAUGGUCGUCUGGUUUUAUCGAUCUAGUUCCUAUGAUUUUAUCUUUUUAGCUUUUCUUUUUUGCUUGGUGUUAGUUUUCUUACUUUUGUUUGUACUUGGUUGUUGGCUCUCUGCUUUGCUGCCUGGCCCUUUUGUUCCAUCAGAUAGUGCGCCAUCAGCCUGGUGGGGAGUCACCCGGUUUGGCUUUAUCUGUGUUGGCUUUGGUUUCUCCCGCGUUUUUAACUUGUCCCUUUGUGCUGUCUAGUCUUGGUGUUGUUUUUGCCUCGUCAUGUGGUUUUGUAAGGGGAGGCGGGGUUCGGUCCCCCGGCGAGUUUGGCGUGCUGGUGCACCCUUCCUUGGGCAAGUCUGUCAAGUUUGUAUGUGUUGUUUUUGUUAAUGGUGGCCCAGCAUUGUACUCAGCUGGGUUCACUAGCCCUAAAACAUAAAAAACUUACCUGACACGGGCCACUUCAUUGUGGAACGUAAGGAGAGUAUCCCGUCCUUUGUGGCGUUUUUUGAAGCUAGGUUAGGUUGUUUUUGUGUGAACAAGUGCUAAGUACCUGCCGGGAGGGAACGCCAAAGUUCACUGUUUAGUGUUUCUUGCCCUCUCGGUGGGUCCGUUUUUUNAGUUCACUGUUUAGUGUUUCUUGCCCUCUCGGUGGGUCCGUUUUUUUCCUGUUUCUGUGGGGCGCCCAGCCAGUUUGGUCCCCCGCGGAUCAGGACUUAACUUGUCAUGUCUGCUGUGGUCCAGUGCCCGCGUACGUUGGCUGUGCAUUUUCCAGCAACCAUUUAUCGUUCCACUGGUUCGGCUCAAGUCCUGCCUGAUCUUGCUAAGUCCUUGGACAUUGCUAAUGUUCAGUGUAUCCAGUUCGUGCCCAAUGGGAUCGUUCGUGUUACUUUCAAGGAAUCUGCCCAGUGUGAUGCGGCCCUCGCUAGUGGUGUUUCCUUCCGUGGCUCCAAGCUUCGUGUUGCUCCUGUUGACGCCCGCACUCGUCUGGUUUAUGUCCGUGACCUACCUGCGGAAGUGCCGGAUGAGUCUGUCAGCGUUUUCCUCCGUCAGUAUGGAGUUGUCCACUCUUUGUCGCCUCAGUUCCAUCCCGGCUUGCCUGGUGUUAAAAACGGUACGCGUGUGGCCAAAGUUACUCUUCUGAAGGAUCUACCGACAUCGGUUCGCAUCGCUGGUUUUGAUGUUCGCUUGUGGUACCAGGGCCAGCCUCAGCCCUGCCCUGUCUGUCGUCAAUUUGGUCAUCGUGUUCGCGAUUGUCCGUUGAAUGGUUUGUGUCGUCGAUGUCGUCAGCCUGGUCAUGUGGCGCGUGAGUGUUCUUCUCGCCGUCUGUCUGCUACUGUUGUUCCUGCUCCUGCUUCUGGUGUUGAUCCUCCCAUGUCCGUUGCUGAUGAGGAGGAGGAG
Porites evermanni is the source of this 4591-nucleotide messenger RNA. NCBI's taxonomy places the organism in Eukaryota, Metazoa, Cnidaria, Anthozoa, Scleractinia, Poritidae. The record is from the annotation of a GenBank genome assembly.